GGUAUAUUGAAAACGAAAGAGAAUAGUUUUUAAUGUAAGCCACACUGACGUUUGUUGCAUUAACUGCCUAUAAUUAUAUGCGUGAGGAUGCCUUUCCAAUUUUGCCCCCAGUGUGGGACAAAGUUGCAGCCUGGUUACAGAUUUUGUCCAUCAUGUGGUGAGAAACUUUCUUGGGCGGCUGAAGACUUUGGACCGGGAAGCUCCACUGCUUCCACAAAAGCAGAAGUGGAGACAGCCAUCACUAAAACAAACCUUGCUGCAAGAAGUUGUAAGCUUACGGAAAAUAAGGUGCAGGAGGACAUCGCCUCCAUGAACGUUUCACCUCGCCCUCCACUGCGAAAGACCCGUAAAUCGCUGCGCCUGGACAAAGAUCCCACCCCCCUAGUGCUACCCAGCGCUCAUCCUGCCAUAGUUGAAGAAACUGGCACUAUGAAAGCCAAAGUUGAAUUUGAACCAACCAUAGAUGUUUCACCUUCUCGAGGAAAGUGCACUCGAUCAGGCAAGGGAAAGGCCAAAAUGUCCAGCCCUCCUAAGAGACAAGCAGAAGAGCCUCAAAACCUGUGUGAUAAAGGAAGCGGGGCAACACAGGGACCUGCAGUCGAUGCUGCUUCACCUGUUUCCUCACCAGUCAUCAAGUCUCCUUUAAAAGCGAGGAGUAAGAGGGCGAAGCACGCCGUCGCAGUGGAGCUGCUGCAAGAAUGCGAGGAGGUGACCGACAUGACGGGAAAGAAGUGGAAGCUGCAGAGGCUGCUCAGUCAGAGUCCAACAGAGCUUCUGUAUGAAGUGUUACGCCCCAACUCAAAGGAAUCACACAUCCUAAAACUGGGAGCUAAAGAAGGAAAAAUCUUUAAUGAGCAGAACUUUCUGCAAAGAGCUGCCAAACCUGCUGCUGUUGACAAAUGGCUCAAACAAAACAAGAUGGAUUUUCUUGGAAUUCCUUCCUGUGCUGGUUUUGGUCUACAUGCAGAUUCAUACAGGUUUCUUAUUUUCCCCGACAUGGGGCGCUCUCUCCACUCUGUCAUUGAGAAAGAAAACAAACCUCUGUCAGAGAGCGUUGUUCUUCAGCUGGCCUGUAGAAUACUGGAUGUGCUGAGGUUCAUCCAUUCGAAUGAGUACGUCCACGCAGACAUUAAUGCAGAAAACAUCUACAUCAAACCAGGACAGGAUGCACAGGUGUACCUGGUAGGAUACUGCCACGCCUUCAGGUACUGUCCUGGAGGAAAACAUGUGGAGUACCGGGAAGCCAGCAGAACGCCGCAUGAAGGCGCCCUGCCAUUCAUCAGCGUGGACGCACACAAAGGAGCAGGUCCGUCUCGCCGCAGUGACCUGCAGUCUCUGGGUUACUGCAUGCUGCACUGGCACAUGGGGACGCUGCCGUGGAUCGAACUCGCUCAGCCAGAACAGGUGGCCGUGCAGAAACAGAGGUACAGACAGGAUGUAGAUGCCCUGUUGAGGCACUGCUUUGGGAAGAAGAGAGUUUCCAGUGCGUUUCACACCUACCUGAAGUCUGUGAUGGCCCUGGAGUACUCUGAGGAGCCCAACUACUCCUCACUGAAGAAUGGCCUCAGUGCAGCUUUACAUCAGCUGGGGGGGUCAGUGGAGUCACCUCUUAGUUUAUAGAAAUCAAGUGGGAUUUGUUUUUACUUGCAGGGUCUCUUCCCUUCAGGAUGAAUGUGGACAUAUGUAGGUAAUGGAUGGGGUUGAGAUCUUAUUUCUUGGGUUUAUUCAGCGAUGAUUCUCAGGAAACUGCACUGCCGAUUUUAACACUGAUGAAAGUGGAGUUCAUGUUGUCGCUGAUGCUGUUGUUUUAUCCACACAUUAGUUCAAUGUUCUUAGAAAGUUUGUACGAUUUUAGUCAUUCUUUUACGAGUUCAUGUUGAACUGAUGAGGCUGUUUUUAUAAACUCAUCUUAACAUGUGAAUUACUUUAAAUAAAAUGGCUUUUAUCUGUUUAAAAAA
Oryzias latipes (Japanese medaka) is the source of this 1958-nucleotide messenger RNA. The record is from RefSeq and is a predicted model, not a curated record. NCBI's taxonomy places the organism in Eukaryota, Metazoa, Chordata, Actinopteri, Beloniformes, Adrianichthyidae.